Molecule: messenger RNA, 3780 nt
Organism: Misgurnus anguillicaudatus (oriental weatherfish)
Lineage: Eukaryota; Metazoa; Chordata; Actinopteri; Cypriniformes; Cobitidae
Source: RefSeq, a predicted model, not a curated record
UUAUUCCUCCUUCAUAGCGUCAUCAAACCACGCCAUUGUUUUCGCCAUUGCCAUCUAGCGACGGGUUUUAUAAAUCGCGCUUUUAAGUGAGGCGUCGGUGUAAAAGGAUUUUUUUCCAUUUAUUUGUAAAAUAGUAAUUUAAUGAAUCAACAAACUCGUUACGUCUUAUUUUGUUAUGUAUAGUCUAUAAGAAUAUGGCAUAUUAAAAGGUACGUUAAUAAUUAUCAUUACAGUAUAAAGGCUGUGCACAUUGUGCCCCCUUAAAAAAUGGUGCAUGAUGCCCCUGAGUGCAAAACAUGUUAGAUAGCUAUAUUGGCAUGUUUUAUUUUCCAAAAAUAAACACAGUCUAUUAACAAAUAAACAAACCUUACCUAUGGAAAAGAUGAUAGCCGACGCCGGUUACUCGUCAAAAUGACAAUGGAGAGAAACGCGAUUGGUCAAAAGUAAAACACAGGAGAGAAACGCGAUUGGUUAAAAGUGAACGUUUUUAACCUUGUUAGAGUUAAUCUGACGUCAUCCGCAUGUGAGUUCUAUUCGCGCCAUGGAAACGUUUAUUACGUCAUCCAAUUACCUCGUUGCCAUGGCGAAUGGAAUGUUUUGAUUCUAUUCAUAUCACUGAUUCUCUGAGCGCAAGCUAACGAAAUCAUUGACAGCACUUACAGACUUUACAGUCACUCAAACCUUUUAUACAAAACCUUUAAACUAACCUCUAUUUUAAGCGACAAGUCAACCGACAGUCGUAAAAUAGACGGAAGUAGACAAACAAUAUCAUGUCUACACCAAAAGAUGAGCUCGUUAACGGCGGUGCACGCAGGUUGAAAAUCUCUGCAAGUGCAGCCGAACGAGUUAUCUUUUUCCUUCCCGGUGCUGUUCCGGAAGAGGAAUUAAGCCCAGCUGCUGUUAGACAAAAUACUAUUUUGUCUACUCCAGCUCAUUGGCCCGUGACUGGCAGCGGUGCACGUGAUGCUCAACGGAGGUUGAGCAUCUCUGCGCCUGCAGCCAGUCACCUGAUGUUUGCUCUUCCCGGUGCUGUAGCGGAUGAUGAAUGGAGCCCAGAAGUUGUUAGACAAAAUACAACAUUGUCUACUUCAGCUCAAGGGCUUGUGACUGGCAGCGGUGCACGUGAUGCUCAACGGAGGUUGAGCAUCGCUACACCUGCAGCCAGUCAGAUGAUAUUUGCCCUUCCCAGGGCAAUGGAGGAUGAGGAGUGGAGCCCAGAAGCUCAUGGACUCAUGAAUGGCAGCGGAGAACGAGGCGCUCAACGGAGGUUGACCGUCUCUUCAUCUGCAGCUGAUCGAGAGUCCAUUGUGUCUUCUGGGGCUUCAGUGCACCACACAAUAGACACGGUGGAGAGGAGUACAGUAGAACAAAAAACAAAAUCACAAAAAAAGAAAGGAAAAAAGGGGAAGAAAAAGGGAAAAAAGGCGGCUAUCCGUUCUUUCUUCCAAAAAUCAUGGCAAGCUAUAAUUCAGACAUUCUGUGUCUGCCAUAAUGAGGAAGACCUGGAUCCAUCUGACCCACCUGAUCCAUCUGAUCCUCAGCCAGGUCCAUCCGGCCUGGAGCCAUGUGCCCGUAGAGAUCAUGCCGAUCUACUCAAGCCAACGGGCUAUCACGAACCAGACUAUUGCCUGUCUGGUUCUUAUACCUUGGACAAAACUGAAAUCCAAGAAGAGACUGGUCCCAAACAUGAUGGUCCCUUCGACCAGGAGCUUCGUGCUCAACCGGAUCAGACUUCAAGUCAGUCAUGCCUUUUUGGCCUGCAGAGGGCUCGUGAAGACAAUCGGCAAUAUAGUCCCUUCGGACUUGAGUCGACGAGCUAUGAAGGGCGGAACAAAUGCCUGUUUCGUUCAUUGAAUACCUUGGAUACAACUGAUAUCCAAGAAGAGACUGGUCCCAAACAUGAUGGUCCCUUCGACCAGGAGCUCCGUGCUCAACCGGAUCAGACUUCUAGUCAGUCAUGCCUUUUUGGCCUGCAGAGGGCUCGUGAAGACAAUCGGCAAUAUAGUCCCUUCGGACUUGAGCCGGCGAGCUAUGAAGAGCGGAACAAAUGCCUGUUUCGUUCAUUGAAUACCUUGGAUACAACUGAUAUCCAAGAAGAGACUGGUCCCAAACAUGAUGGUCCCUUCGACCCGGAGCCCCGUGCUCAACCGGAUCAGACUACUAGUCAGCCAGGCCCAUCCGGCCUGCAGAGGGCUCGUGAAGACAAUCGGAAAUAUAGUCCCUUCGGACUUGAGCCGGCGAGCUAUGAAGGAACCUUUGAAAUGCCUCUCUGGUUCAUUGAUUCCUUGGACACAACUGAUAUCCAAGAAGAGACUGGUCCCAAACAUGAUGGUCCCUUCGACCCGGAGCCCCGUGCUCAACCGGAUCAGACUACUAGUCAGCCAGGCCCAUCCGGCCUGCAGAGGGCUCGUGAAGAUAAUCGGAAAUAUAGUCCCUUCGGACUUGAUCCGGCGAGCUAUAAGGAACCUUUGAAAUGCCUCUCUGGUUCAUUAUGUUCCUUGGACACAACUGAAAUCCAAGAAGAGACUGGUCCCAAACAUGAUGGUCCCUUCGACCCGGAGCCCCGUGCUCAACCGGAUCAGACUACUAGUCAGCCAGGCCCAUCCGGCCUGCAGAGGGCUCGUGAAGAUAAUCGGAAAUAUAGUCCCUUCGGACUUGAUCCGGCGAGCUAUAAGGAACCUUUGAAAUGCCUCUCUGGUUCAUUAUGUUCCUUGGACACAACUGAAAUCCAAGAAGAGACUGGUCCCAAACAUGAUGGUCCCUUCGACCCGGAGCCCCGUGCUCAACCGGAUCAGACUACUAGUCAGCCAGGCCCAUCCGGCCUGCAGAGGGCUCGUGAAGAUGAACAUCGUCCAUGCUCUGAACAGGAGAAAAGUGAUGAAGCUGAAGCUGACCCUGAACCAUCUGACCUGCAGUUAAAUUACCGGCCUGGAAGAAUAUUUAAAUUUCAUUAUGAAAUGGGAAGACAUAUAGGAAGAGGUGCCUUUGGUAAUGUUUAUGAAGGAAGACGCAUGUCUGAUAACAAAAAGGUCGCCAUCAAAAUAAUCGAGAAGUCGUUUAGGAACCGGUACAUCGAACUUCCUGAUCACCGCAUGCCUUUGGUUGCAGAAGUGGCUAUAAACCAGCUUUUACUCAAACCGAAGAAAAGCCCACACAUUGUGGAAAUGUUGGACUGGUUUACUGAAGAUGAUGAGCACAUCAUGGUUUUAGAGUAUCCGGCUCCCUGCGUGACCCUGACGAAGUUUAUAAGAGACAAACGUCGCAUCUCUGAAGAGCUGGCACGUGAUUUUAUGCACCAAGCAAUCCUCGGUGCUAAAGACUGCUUUAGGCGCGGUGUCUACCAUGGUGACAUAAAGCUUGAUAACAUCCUGAUCAAUACAGACACGAUGAAGCUCAAGUUAAUCGACUUUGGAGUCAGCAAACUUACGAAAGCUUGUACCGUUCGAGGCGUGGACAAAGAGGAGCUAGGACCUUGUGUUGCAGAGACGAUCUGUUCUUUGGGUGCUUUACUUUACAAAAUUCUGCAUGGAGACGAUCAGACUAAACCAUAUUAUGCAUUCAGCAAAAGUGAUCGGGCUAGAACUUCAUCCAAAGAGUGUGAAGAAUUCAUGGAUCUGUGUUUUCAGGAUGAUGGAGGCAGAAAGCCAAAAUUAGAUGAUCUCCUAAAACACCCAUGGAUGAAUAAAAAAUAAAUAUUGAGUUUAUAUUUUUAUGAAAAUGUUAUUUAUUCAUUGAUGACAAGAACAAUAAAAAAACUAUUGAAAUUUCUAUUUUUAAAAA